Plasmodium reichenowi is the source of this 399-nucleotide messenger RNA. RefSeq lists its product as hypothetical. Bases 1 to 399 code for a protein of 132 amino acids. The record is from RefSeq and is a predicted model, not a curated record. The transcript is spliced from 3 exons. Lineage: Eukaryota; Apicomplexa; Aconoidasida; Haemosporida; Plasmodiidae.
AUGAAGAUAAUAUUCAUCGUAUAUAUUCUUAUAAGUACCUUUUCUUGGAAAUCUAUAUUAUCAUAUAGAAGAUUAAAAGACAUUAACAAUAUGGAUGGCAUACCCCAAGGUUUCAGCAAGAACAAACAGAUUAACUUCCAUGAAUUGAGAUCCAAUGCCAACAAGGAUAAGGAAAAAGCGUAUACUUAUGAAAUCAGUGAAUGGAUUAUUAUGAUAAAUCCAAGAAAUGCAAAAACACAUACUGGAAAAAUACGCAGUAUUGAAAUUUAUUCUAUGACAUAUCCUUAUGAACAGUUGGAAGUUUUUAAGGAGAAAUUAAAAGGACCAAAAAAAAAAAAAAAAAAAAAAAAAAAAAAAAAAAAACUUAUAUAUAUUUUCAAAAAAUAUAUGUAUAGAUAG